Messenger RNA from Fragaria vesca subsp. vesca, 2532 nucleotides. RefSeq names its product elongator complex protein 2-like. Gene Ontology annotation, molecular function: protein binding. The record is from RefSeq and is a predicted model, not a curated record. Gene Ontology annotation, cellular component: elongator holoenzyme complex. The transcript is spliced from 11 exons. NCBI's taxonomy places the organism in Eukaryota, Viridiplantae, Streptophyta, Magnoliopsida, Rosales, Rosaceae. Gene Ontology annotation, biological process: tRNA wobble uridine modification. Bases 1 to 2532 code for a protein of 843 amino acids.
AUGUCGUCCGCCUUCAACGGUGGCCAGACUGACGUCGAAGUAAAGCGAGUGUUCAUAGGAGCAGGGUGCAACAGAAUAGUGAACAACGUCUCAUGGGGUGCUUGUGAUUUAGUCGCUUUCGGCGCCCAAAACGCCGUCGCUGUUUUCGACCCAAAGACUGCUCAAAUUUCGACUACGCUUCCGGGCCACAAGGCCUCUGUUAACUGCACCCAAUGGCUUCCAAGUAAUAAGUUUGCAUUCAAAGCUAAAGACUUAGACCAACAUUACUUGCUUUCUGGAGAUGCUGGGGGUGCCAUUAUUUUGUGGGAGUAUACUGUUCUUGAAGGAAAGUGGAGAUACGUACUGCAAAUACCUGAAUUACACAAGAAGGGUGUCACAUGCAUUAGUGGGAUUUUGGUUUCCGAUACUGAGGCAGUCUUUGCUUCUACUUCGUCGGACGGUACAGUUUAUAUCUGGGAGGUUGUUUUCCCAACUACUGGUGGAGGUGACUGUAAAUUAUUGCAUUUGGAUUCUCUAUUUGUUGGUUCAAAACCUAUGGUAGCACUUUCACUAGCAGAGUUGCCUGGGAAUACUGGGCAUCUAGUCCUGGCCAUGGGGGGAUUGGAUAACAAGAUUCACCUAUACUCUGGGGAGAGGAGAGGAAAGUUUGUUCGAGCCUGCGAGUUGAAAGGACAUGCAGAUUGGAUCAGAAGCCUGGAUUUCUCGUUACCUAUUUUCAAUAAUGGUGAGGCACAUAAUAUUCUACUUGUUAGUUCAUCACAAGACAAAGGGAUACGCAUAUGGAAGAUGGCUCUACGGGGUUCUUUGGACAGCAGCCAGAGUUCCAAGCCAGGAAAAAUAAGCUUAGCAUCUUACAUAGAAGGCCCUGUACUUGUCGCUGGAACAACCUCAUAUCAGAUUUCACUGGAAUCUCUUCUAAUUGGUCAUGAGGAUUGGGUGUAUUCAGUGGAGUGGCAACCACCUUCACCUGUAUCUUCAGACGGGAUUGCGUACUGUCAACACCAGAGCAUCUUAUCUGCAUCUAUGGAUAAGACAAUGAUGAUCUGGAAACCAGAAAAAACUUCUGGUAUCUGGAUGAAUGUUGUUACUGUUGGGGAAUUGAGUCAUUGUGCUCUAGGAUUUUAUGGUGGCCACUGGAGUCCCAACGGAGAUUCGAUCUUAGCACAUGGGUAUGGUGGAUCUUUCCAUCUGUGGAGAAAUGUCGGUACUGGCUUAGAUAAUUGGCAACCGCAAAAAGUUCCAUCUGGGCAUUUUGCAGCUAUUACCGAUAUUGCUUGGGGGAGAUCUGGUGAAUACUUGCUGUCAGUCAGUGAUGACCAGACAACACGAAUUUUUUCUCCAUGGCAAAAUGAAACAUCUCUAGGAGAUGAGGGUUCUUGGCAUGAAAUUGCUCGUCCUCAAGUUCAUGGUCAUGAUAUGAACUGUGUCACCAUCAUCCAAGGAAAAGGAAACCAUCGUUUUGUCAGUGGAGCCGAUGAGAAAGUUGCCAGAGUGUUUGAAGCUCCUUUGUCUUUCUUGAAGACAUUGGGUCAUGCCAUUUCACAAAACUCUACCUUUUCUGAAGAUAUUCAGUUGGGUGUACAGAUAUUGGGUGCAAAUAUGUCAGCUCUUGGGCUAUCACAGAAACCUAUUUAUGUUCAUGCUGAGCAGCACACCAUAGAGAAGAAUCCAAAUGAUAGCCUUGACACCCUUGAAGCUAUUCCUGAUGCGGUUCCUGUUGUGUUGACUGAACCUCCAAUUGAAGAUCAAUUGGGAUGGCAUACACUAUGGCCAGAAUCACAUAAGCUUUAUGGUCACGGGAAUGAGCUGUUUGCUCUUUGCAGUGAUCAUGAAGGGAAGCUUGUCGCUUCAUCUUGUAAGGCCCAAUCAGCAGCAGUUGCAGAAAUAUGGCUGUGGGAAGUUGGUUCCUGGAAAGCAGUUGGUCGCUUGCAGUCGCAUAGUUUGACAGUUACACAAAUGGAGUUCUCUCUUGAUGACAAAUUCCUGUUGGCAGUAUCAAGGGAUCGCCAGUUCUCUAUAUUUUCAAUUGACAAAACAGGCACUGAUGGCACUAGUUACAAGCUGGUAGCAAAGCACGAGGCACACAAAAGAAUCAUAUGGUCAUGUUCCUGGAAUCCCCACGGCUAUGAAUUUGCAACAGGCUCAAGAGACAAGACGGUGAAGAUCUGGACUGUUGGAAAGGAUUCAUCAGUUAAGCUGCUCAUGACUCUCCCACAGUUCAGCAGUAGCGUCACAUCCCUAUCUUGGGCUGGUCUUGAUUCCAAGAAAAAUAAUGGGGUUCUUGCAGUUGGAAUGGAAAGCGGACUUAUUGAAUUGUGGAGUCUGUCUGUUAACAGAACCGAUGAUGGUGUAGCAGCAAAUGUACUUGCUACUCUUGUAGCACGGUUUGAUCCAUUGAUGUGCCAUGUUUCUUCUGUGAGCCGUUUGGCGUGGAGAAAGCGCAAGAAUAAAGAUUGUACUAGCAUACAGCUUGCCUCAUGUGGAGCUGAUCAUUGUGUGAGAGUGUUCGAGCAUCGUUUCUGUAAGCUCUGA